Molecule: messenger RNA, 2742 nt
Organism: Ciona intestinalis (vase tunicate)
Lineage: Eukaryota; Metazoa; Chordata; Ascidiacea; Phlebobranchia; Cionidae
Source: RefSeq, a predicted model, not a curated record
AAGUAGGGGUAGAGCAAUAUACAAUGAUGGCUGAAUUAAAAGUUUUAUGUAACGGGAUUCCUGAUCAACUUCCUGAACUUAAACCACGAGAUACAUCUAUACCUCAUGCUCCGUUUCGUAACAACAACUUGUCUGAGGAGGAAAGGAAGACGGCAAUAAAGAACGCACUUCGUUAUUUUGCACCAAAACAUCAUAAAUUGUUGGCGACAGAAUUUGCAGAAGAAUUGAGAAACUACGGCCAUAUUUACAUGUACCGGCUGUUGCCUCAGUUUCAACUGAAGGCCUACCAUAUAGAUGCUUACCCAUGCGUAUGUAAACAUGCAGCAGCCAUCAUGUUAAUGAUAAUGAACAACCUCGACCAUGUAGUUGCGCAGUACCCCCAUGAGUUGGUAACAUAUGGGGGAAAUGGACAAGUCUUCAGUAACUGGGCACAAUUCUGGCUAACCAUGGGUUAUUUAUCCCGUCUCACCACCAACCAAACCCUCGUAAUGUGCUCCGGUCACCCACAAGGUUUGUUCCCAAGCAACUCUUCAGCUCCUCGUGUGGUGAUAACCAACGGAAUGGUGAUCCCCAACUACUCCACUUCUGCUGACUACGACCGCAUGUUUGCCAUGGGUGUUACCAUGUACGGACAGAUGACUGCGGGUAGUUAUUGUUACAUUGGUCCACAAGGAAUAGUUCACGGGACCACCAUCACUGUUAUGAAUGCAGGGCGCAAAUACCUCAACGUGGAAAACCUGCGUGGAAAAGUUUUCCUCACAAGCGGGUUAGGGGGUAUGAGUGGGGCUCAAGCUAAAGCUGCAACAAUAGCUGGUUGUGUUGGAAUAAUAGCAGAGAUUGACGAGACCGCUCUCAACAAGCGAUACAACCAAGGUUGGCUGAUGAAGAAAACAUCGGAUCUCGAUGAUUUGAUCCGGAUGUUGCGGGAUGCCCGGGGCGGGGGGGAGGUUGUCAGCAUCGGGUACCAUGGAAACAUAGUUGAUUUAUGGGAACGUUUGGUUGAGAUUUACGAAGAGACGGGUGAAUGCCUCCAUGAUGUAUAUUACAGAUUACGCCGCCAAGUAACAGCCAUCAACAAACUGACCACUGGAGGGCUCCACUUCUGGGAUUACGGGAACGCCUUCUUAUUUGAAGCCAAGCAAGCAGGUGGAGAUGUUUUGGUGGAAGGUGAAGUUUCAACAUCAACAACAACAAAGUUUAAAUAUCCAUCUUAUGUGCAGCAUAUAAUGGGUGACAUCUUCUCCCUUGGGUUUGGUCCAUUCCGAUGGGUUUGUACCUCCGGAUGUAAACAUGAUCUUCAACAAACGGAUCAGAUCGCUGCUGAUGUUAUUCAGUCGCUCAUGAAGGAGAACAUAUCCCCCCCAGUGAUGCAACAAUAUUCCGAUAACUUGAAAUGGAUCCAAGCAGCUCAUGAUCACCAACUAGUGGUUGGAUCUCAGGCUCGUAUUUUGUAUUCUGACCAACAAGGACGCAUCAAAAUCGCUCAGGCAUUUAAUCAGGCAGUCAGCGAGGGUAAAAUCAGCGCUCCUGUUGUGAUAAGUCGGGACCACCAUGACGUCAGUGGGACGGAUAGCCCCUAUCGCGAGACUUCCAAUAUUUAUGAUGAAUCGGCUUUUUGUGCGGACAUGGCAGUCCAGAACUGCAUCGGAGAUUCCUUUCGUGGGGCAACAUGGGUGGCCCUGCAUAAUGGGAGUGGAGUAGGGUGGGGCGAAGUGGUAAAUGGGGGCUUUGGGGUCGUAUUGGACGGAUCUGAGGAUGCGGGGUUAAAAGCGGGGUCAAUGCUGGCGUGGGACGUUAGUAAUGGGGUGACCCGUCGUGCAUGGGCGGGCAACGUUAACGCCAUGGAUACGAUCAAGGUUGCCAUGACAAUCGACCCCAACCUGGAGGUCACCCUCCCCAGUCAUGUGACAGACGACGUUCUCAAUGGUCAGAUUUAAGGGGUGUGUCAUGCCAAUGAUAUUGGGUGUAGAUAUUUUUUAAAACCAGAGUGAACUCAUGCAGCUUAUGGUGUAUAUGCAAUAUGGUGAUGCUAAGAUAUUUACCUAGAUGUAUUAUAUCAGUGCCUAAAACCUUUUUUUGUACUUAUAUCAGCGCCUCAAAACCUUUUUUUUUGUACUUAUAUCAGCGCCUCGAAACCUUUUUUUUGUAAAACCCGAAACCUUUUUUGUGGGUAAUUCAUCAGCAAAGCUUUGACAUUAGAAUUUCCGAAACCUAAUUUCACAGAACUUUUUGUAAGCAUUCAAUGAACUUUUACAAUAACAGUCAAAGGGUCACUAUAGUACGCGACCUAACUAAAUCAAAUGGUGACCCAGGGGUUACAAAUCGUUUAAAAACUUUCCAAUUUUAUUAGCUUUAUUUUAAAGUUCAAACAUUUUGUAAGCUUUGCAGCAUAUUUUUGCGGUGGGUGUGUUAAUCCUGUACAGCAUAAUUGUGUAUUUCGGUGGUUUAUGUAUUAAUACCUGAUGUUUUAACACUUACAAUUCAUUCAUACAAUACACAACUAUAAACUGCCUAAAACCAGUCAAAAAUACAAACAAAACAGCUCAUAUUUGUUGUAUCAUAUAUAUGUGCUGUUAAGUUUGUAUUGAAACUGACCAGAAGGUGUUUUUUUUUCAGUUAAAUAUAAUUUACACAAGUUUUAUAAAUCGUGCAAUUUAUUUGUAACUGUGCACUAAGUCAAGCAGUGUUAACCAGUAUACUUGGAAUAACGUUUAAUACAAUCAUAUACAACUCGUUAACUUA